This is a messenger RNA of Clupea harengus (Atlantic herring), 6089 nucleotides long. Its product is annotated as cell adhesion molecule 2-like. The record is from RefSeq and is a predicted model, not a curated record. Lineage: Eukaryota; Metazoa; Chordata; Actinopteri; Clupeiformes; Clupeidae. Gene Ontology annotation, biological process: homophilic cell-cell adhesion.
GGUGAAGGAGGGUCUGAUAUGUGUGCUCUCUGAUAUGAGAAAGACAUUUUGUGUGUUUGUGUAUUUGUGUGUGUGUGUGUGUGUGUGUGUGUGUGUGUGUGUGUGUGUCUGUGUCUGUGUCUGUGUGUGUGUGUGUGUGUGAGUGUGUGUGUGGAGAAUGGGUAUGAAAAAAUAAGAGUAGGAAGCGACUGAGAAGGAACAAUCUUAUAUUAAUUGAUUCAGUUAUUGCUGCAGCGGUGCUUGGAAGAACACCAACAACUGGGAGCCAAGGGCAGUUCCCCAUCGUUCAGAACGUCACGGUGACAGAGGGAGGCGUAGCCAAUAUGACCUGCCGUGUGGAUUCCAAUGACAACACCUCCCUCCAGUGGUCAAACCCCGCACAGCAGACCCUCUUCUUCGGGGACAAAAAAGCUCUGAGGGACAGUCGGAUUAACCUGGUGCGAGCCUCAUGGCAGGAGCUGACCAUCAGCAUCGGCGAGGUGUCCCUGUCUGACGAGGGCCAGUACACGUGCUCACUCUUCACCAUGCCCGUGAAGACCGCCAAGGCCUUCCUCACCGUGCACAGAGUCCCCGAUAAGCCUCAGAUCCUGGGGGUCACACAGCCGGUCCUGGAGGGCGACCAGGUCACUCUGACCUGCGUGACGUCCGGCAGCAAGCCCGCGGCAGAGAUCCGGUGGUUACGGAAUGGGAAGGAGGUCACAGGUUUAAAGGAGGUGAAUUUAAGUGACAACACCUACACGGUGAAGACCUCGCUACAGAUGAAUGUGGACCAGAACGACGACGGGGUCAUCUACACCUGCCAGGUGGACCACGUGUCCCACCCCUCGACCCCGCAGCUGGCCACACAGACGCUGGUGGUGCAUUAUGCCCCUCGUGUGCAGAUCAAACACACGCAGCCGUUCCCCCAGGAUGGACAGUUCCUGAAACUGGAGUGUGUGGUCAGAGGAAACCCUGCGCCAGAACACAUUCUGUGGACCAAAGAUGGGGGUGAAUUACCUGACCUGGACAGAAUGAUUGUGGAGGACCAGGAGCUGACCUUCACCUCCCUGAAUAAGACUGACAACGGCACCUACCGCUGCGAGGCCACCAACCACCUGGGCACGGCCCACGACGAAUACAAACUCUUUGUUUACGAUGCCCCCACUACCCCGCCUCCAUCCACAACUCCUCCCCCUCAGCCCACCCCUCCAGACACCACCCCCUCCAUAGACACCAAGCACGCCAACCCCGCAUUCACUGAUCCAAAUGCCCUGGGGCCUCACAACACUGACCAUGCUCUGAUUGGAGGAGUGGUUGCCGUGGUGGUCUUUGUCACGCUCUGUUUAAUCAUCGUACUGGGACGAUACCUAGCCAGGCAUAAAGGAACGUAUCUGACGAAUGAGGCGAAGGGCGCUGACGACGCCCCAGACGCUGACACUGCCAUCAUAAACGCCGAAGGCAACCACGCCUCAGAGGAGAAGAAGGAGUACUUCAUUUAGACCACAGGAGGCGCCGCUCAGAGCUACACACCAUGCAACAUGAUGGGGGCAGGGUGGGGGUGGGGAGGUGGGAGCGGGGGGCUACGAGAUACCAGUGAACUAUUUGGUCUUUAUUUCUUCUUCUUCUUCUUCUUCUUCUUCUUCUUCCUCUUCUUCUUCUUCUUCUUCUUCCUCUUCUUCUUCCUCUUCUUCUUUUUCUUCUUCUUUGUCUUUAUCUUCUAGUAAUUUUACUAUUUGCCUUUUGUCUGUUUUCAUUUGAUGAUAUGUUUCACCACAGCAUUGGGCUUGUCUGUUUUUUUGUUUAUUUGUUUGUUUGUUUGUUUGUUUGGGCUCUAAACGGCAACUGCUUCACUGGUAACUUUGUAUGGGAAUCUGUAGCUGCAGAACAUGUUGUCUUUUUUUUUAUUAUUAUUAUUAUUCACGUCUCUGUAACAAUUGUAAGAGAAUGAAAUCAGACAUUUCUAGAGCUGCCUAUACUUCAAACACGUUGAUCCAGUCCUCAUAAAGCUUCAUCACAUCCACACUGACACUGUGCCUAAAUAUACAGACGUCCCCACUAUCUCAAUGCCUCCAUUGACAAGUACAGUACACGUCCUCUGUCUUAGGCUGCUUGCAUUCUGUACUGUUGAGUAGUGUAUGAUUUGAUUUGAUUUCAGAUUGAGCCAUCCUUCAUUUAUGUAUUGAGCCAUCCUGAUUUUAAUGUGGAGAUUUUCUUGCCGCUGUAGUAAAUUAUAGAGAGAGUUUUUGUAUGCUCAUUUUAGUAGCCUGAGUACAAAAAGUAGAGGCAAAAAGACAUUCAGCACACAGAUAAGAUGUACAGAAAAUAAUCAAAUAGACUGAUGUAAGUGAGCACAAACGAGCUGACAUAUCACUAUCCCCAUUUCUUUCGUUGUAAACGAUUAAAAACAACUUUUUUUGUCUGUAUAUUCGUGCACUGACAAGCCCCAUCUCUGUAAAAACUCUCUUUAUGUCAUCACUCCAAAAGGGUUCAAAGGUCACCUCGUGGUAACACACACCACUUCAUUUGGUUGCCAGGGUUCAAAUGUGUCUGCUGCGUAUGACCCUGCCAUUCCCCCAGAGGCAGCAGUUUGACCAUCGUUGCCUAAGGACUGAAGCACAACAGAUGAUUUCUCUGUCAGUGGAUUGGCCACCUCAGGACACUAACAUUAGCGUAACGAAUGACAAACACAGGUUUAUUGAAAUUACUCGAGUAAAUAUCACAAUGCCCUCUAUCAACCAGUGUUGACAGCUGGAAUGUUUGAGUGAUGUCGUAUAAGGCCAUUUGAUGCAUAUUACUGAUACGACCAACAAAUAGACAUAAAUAAACCCUCGGUCACUUCCCCUCUAAAUGUAGUGAAACGUAAAAAUUGUUGAUAAAUCUUGGUAUCCCGUUUAGAAAAUUGUAAUAAUGCAAGUUUAUCUACAUGUUCUUUUUUCUAUCUUUUCUGACACAUUCUUUCUUUCUGCACAAGGCAUGUGUAUAACUAUGUAAGUAUGUAAUGUUUUUGUUUGUUUAAUUUUUCUUCUUCCGUUUAUUUUAUUCCAUUUGAUUGACAGCAGUGGAAAUAAACAUGGCAGAGGUGCAGACAGCCUCGUGAUAUGUUCAUUAGAGACCUGCGUAAGGACAACUAAAGCUGAAGCGUUCUGAUCUUAUUACAGAUGACUAAGAACACGAUGACAAAUUUUGUGAAAUAACCUACUGCCUCCGUUUUCUUGGAACGGAUUUAAUUCCCACAUCUUUGCAAGAUAGUAAAAAGCUUACAUUUUUGUUCAGAUUAAAUAAUAGGUAGGCUUUCCUGUUCCAUUCUCCACUUUCAGUACUAUUUCAGUUUCAGUUCCCGAGUGAGUCAGCAAUUUUCUGGACAAAGGCCGUACACUUGAUAGAUGCAUACUAAGAAAAUAAUGAAGGAUAGAUAAAAAUACUAGUACAAGCCUCCACCAUUCUGACACUGCUAUUUCUCAACCUGGGGUUACAUGAGAACCAAUAUGUGCUGUUCUCAGUUUAUUUAGACAGUCUAACUAAUUAACUAUUCAGGUAGAUUUGGUGAUCUUGUGAGGGUUACCGAUUGAUUCUUUAGAUUUAACACUCUUGUUUGAAGUACGCACCGUGAUGGUUAUCCACCAUUUUUGGAUCAUAGCAUUGUUGAAAAAACACUUUCACGCCUCACACAGGUACAGCUUCUUUCACAAAUUCCCUCACGACUUGAAGGCUAUUGAAAUAUUGGAUCAUUUUGAUUUAAAUUUUUUUUUUUCAAAUCUACACUUAAAUUUGUCAUUCGUUUCAGUUUAACAAUCACCAAUACUGCCUUUGUCUUCUUUGUGUCUUUGUGUUAGAUCUUCUAGGACAGAGACUAAGAACUAGAGGUGUGCUGUUGUUUCUUUUUUCUUUUUCAUUUUUUUGUCUCUUCAGUUCUUCUGUUCCAUUUUGGUACUUCCGUUCACCUCAUACUUGUAACGAUAUCAGUAUUUGCGUUUUGUUUUGUUCUUUUGUAGCAUUUGAUUGUGUAUGCAAGUGUGUCCAUCUUUCACAGUCAUGUUUAAUCACAAACACAACACAACCAUGUCAGACAACUUACGUUUGACAAAUCAUGGUACCCACCCAUCCAUCUACCUGUUGAUUUCUCAUACUAAUGUUGUUGCCUUGAAUGGAAAAAAAUGAAUUUUUAGCAUCAGUUCAGAAAAUGAACUGCUCUUGGUUUGCAGUGUGUAAGAAACUGAUAUGUCUCAACCUAACUAGGUGUGACUGACACAUUACAGACAGGCUAACCUGGAGGCUCCACGAGCACUGACAACAUCACGUACAGUAGAUGCUGGAGCUCCACGAGCACUGACAACAUCACGUACAGUAUAUGUCAAUCUGUCAGGCGCAUAUGAAGAAUGGCUUUUGCAGCUGUGAGUUUAGCAGGCUGGUCAUCACUCAUUUCAGGAUGAAAACUGAUGAACUUUUUAGGCAAGCUCAGGAAGUUUUGAGCUGAUGCACACAUAUCAACUGGAAUGUGACCUUUAACGGGAGCUUGUACUCUCCUCACUGAUGAAGCCUGGUAUCCGUUUUUGGCAUAUUUGAGACAUUCCUCUCAUAAAGUCACACACUAUACUUGCAUAUUGAUUAAACUGUCAACCAACAUGGCUGGGGGUUUUUUGGUCGCCAUCCUGACAGUUUAUUAACAUUAAAUCAGAACGAUUUGCAGCUAAAAUAUUAGUUUGAGUCAACCCCAAUAGUCACCUGAUCCUUAAACAGUUAGUUUGGUCUGAGUCAUGUACUAUUUCAGUGAAAUAGUAAGCCACUUGUAUAUAGCUGUGUUGAAUUUUGGUGUUGUUUCGGUUUGCAUCUAAGCCACAGGCAGUGUUCGUUUUUCUUUUUUUUAUAUAUGCUUGCGUUGAGAGUGUUCAAAAAUAACUUACCAUAUGUUUAGUUUCUUUAGAAGAUGUGAGCUAACAAUUUGUAUUUCUUUGCCUCUUUGUUUCACAUCUCAGAAACAUUUCCCAUUUACCACUCGCAGUGACCUGCCUGUCUCCAGGUACUGAGGCUCGGUGCCAAAUAGCAGGGCCAGAACCCGUCCUAGUCUGGCGAGAUCCGGUCCGGGGUCACUCACUUAGGUGCACUGUCAGUUGAGUUUAUUUUCAGAUCAUUAUGGUAAUACAUAGUAUAUUUAUGGUAUGGAUCAUUCUAAUGCUUUGUGGUUCUUUCCAUUUCAACUGUAUUUAUGACUUCAGCAUUCAGGCUUUGGCUUCUGUUAGUGUCAGUCUCAAAAGCAUCGACGGUCAAUAUGACAACCACAAUGCAGGGAAAAGAAAGAAAAAAAAUUGGUCUCGAACAUAAUUCACUUACUGCAACUAAAAUGGCGGUCUAAAUAUGGUGUUGGCAAAAGAAGAAAAAAAAUAUGAUUGCAUUCAUGCGAAACUGUAUUACAUGAAGUUGACGCAGGUCAUCUAGCAUUUUAGUAACUGCUGUUUAAUUCCACAUUGCCUGUUUUUAUUGUCGUCACUGCCUCAAGAUUAUACAGCACUUUCUACAAAUAUAUUACUCUUGCCAACUUCAUUCGCAAACAAUCUCUGUAGCUAUCAUCACUGCCUCAAAUCUUUACAAAAUUUUACAGAAAUGUACCAAUCUUUCCAACUACAGAGCAUAACCUACUUAGGAAAUGAGAGAUACGGCCCCAAAACAGUCUCUUAGGACCAUGGGGUAAUAGUUCACGUAGAAUGGGUGUUCAUGGCAUACUUAUAGAGAAGGGUGUGUAGGCCAUUAGCUCGACACUCAUACUGGGUGUAUGAAUGACGAGCUAAUGCCCUUCACACCCAGUGCCCAGGACAAACUGCUUAGGGGAGUCACCACUAAUGGCUAGUAUUCCUUGUAUGUUGGUAGAGAGGUUUUUUUAGGCCAAGCAGUUUCUCUAGCUCUUGACAAUGCUAGUGGCUUCAGAAGAUGACGAGAUCAGUGCUUCUUGUAGCAAGCUGAAUUGAAAAUGCCUCAUUUGGACACCUUUUGAAGUAUUUUUUUUUCUUUUUUUUUUUUUGUUCUUUCACAGUGUAUUUAAUGGGGUUUUGAAUUCAGUUUUAAGAAUAAUUAAAAUGUAUGGAAUGGAAUUGUUGAAUAAAUAAAUGAGAAAAUGA